Messenger RNA from Pyricularia grisea, 7403 nucleotides. RefSeq lists its product as uncharacterized. NCBI's taxonomy places the organism in Eukaryota, Fungi, Ascomycota, Sordariomycetes, Magnaporthales, Pyriculariaceae. The transcript has 6 exons. Gene Ontology annotation, biological process: fungal-type cell wall (1->3)-alpha-glucan biosynthetic process. Gene Ontology annotation, molecular function: alpha-1,3-glucan synthase activity. The coding region runs from base 1 to 7161 and encodes 2386 amino acids. The record is from RefSeq and is a predicted model, not a curated record. Gene Ontology annotation, cellular component: fungal-type cell wall.
AUGGCACCCUCACAUAAUGUCUUUCUAUUGGCACUGACGCUCUUUACCUCAUUAUCACUCGUUUCUGCGCUCAAGUACGAUCCCGACUAUGUCGACUACAACCUCAACACAAACAAAUUGGCAACAAGUCCUCUAGAUUAUUCUGGAAAUAGGGAUAAGACUAAUCACACAAAGUCUCCAGCAAACUGGAGGUUUCCCUACUACACAAUAUUCUUGGACCGCUUCGUCAAUGGCGAUCCGACCAACGACAAUGCCAACAAUACGUUCUUCGAGCAGGACAUGACAUCGAAUCAAUUGCGUCAUGGCGGCGACCUGCAAGGACUUCUCGACUCGUUGGAUUACAUCCAGGGAAUGGGAGUUAAGGGUAUUUACAUUGCCGGUUCACCAUUCAUCAAUGCGGCAUGGGGCGCCGACGCCUACUCGCCUUUGGACUUGACGUUGCUUGAUAUGCAUUUUGGCGACAUCAAAAUGUGGCAGAAGACCAUCCAGGCGAUACACGACCGGGGCAUGUAUGCCAUAAUUGAUCAAACCAUGGCAACUAUGGGUGAUCUCCUCGGUUUCGAAGGCCAUCUCAACGACAGUACGCCAUUCACGGAGAAGGAGCACAAGGUGGUGUGGAAAUCGUCGCGCCAGUACUUGGAUUUUAGCCCUGGCAACGACUACAACGACACGUGCGAGUACCCCACGUUCUACAACGAGAAUGGUUACCCGGAACCGGCGACGGAGCUGGCGAAUCUCAAGGGCUGCUACAACAGCGACUUUGACCAAUAUGGAGACAUUGAAGCCUUUGGUGUCUUCCCUGACUGGAAACGUCAGCUGGCCAAGUUCGCUUCAGUCCAGGACCGUCUCCGCGAGUGGCAACCUUCAGUCAUGGCCAGGCUCAAGGUCUUUUCCUGCUUGGCAAUCCAAAUGCUGGACUUUGAUGGCUACCGUAUCGACAAGGCCAUGCAGGUGACUCUCGACGCGCAGGCAGAGUGGAGUACUGCCAUGCGUUCCUGUGCGAAGGAUUUGGGCAAGGACAACUUCAUGGUCGUCGGAGAAAUCACCUCUGGUAACGUCCUGGGAUCCGUUUACCUCGGUCGUGGUCGCCAGCCCGACAUGAAGCCCGACUUGACCACCGCGCUCUCGCUCAAGGGUUCGACCGACAAGAAGUACUUUCUCCGUGACCAGGGCAAAAGUGCCCUCGACGGUGGCGCUUUUCACUACUCAGUCUACCGCUAUCUGACCAAAUUCCUUGGUCUCCAGGGUAACCUCCAAGCAGGUUACGAUCUGCCGACUGAUGACUGGGCGACCUUCUGGAAUGAUAUGCUUCAAAGCAACGAUUUCUACAACGCCAAUACUGGUGAAUUUGAUCCCCGUCACCUCUACGGAGUAACCAACCAGGAUGUUUUCCGAUGGCCUGGAAUCAAGCAGGGCACUGAAAGAUGGAACUUGGGUUUCUUCAUCAUCACGAUUUUGCUUCCCGGCGCCCCUCUUGUUUUCUACGGCGAGGAGCAGGAAUUCUACGUCCUCGACAACACUGCCGAAAACUACGUGUUCGGUCGUCAGGCCUUCUCACCGACCCCGGCUUGGAUGCAACACGGCUGCUACAAGCAGGACAACGAGGUGUACGUGGACUGGCCCGCCGAGAAGGCCCGAACCGGUUGCAACGACAUCACUGUCAGCUACGACCACCGUGACCCGUCGGCACCCCUGCGCAACAUGAUGAAGCACAUGUUCCGCCUGCGUGAGAACAUCCCAUCGCUGGAGCACGGCUGGCUCGUCCAAAAGCUCGCCAACCAGACCCGCCACGAGCUGCUCCGUGGUAGCUCAUCACCCAGCGAGUUUGGUAUCUGGGGUAUGGCUAGAGGUCUCAUGACGCCGUUGCAAAAGGCGAACGAGUCGGAGCCGUACGUCUGGCUGGUUUUCCACAACGAGGCCGUCGAGAAGACCUACACUUUUGACUGCAACUCCCAGGCCGACUAUGUGGCAUUCGUCUCGCCCUUCGACAGCGGAUCCGAGGUGGUUAACCUGUUUAACAAGUCCGAUACCCUUACGCUGGAGAAGUCGGCCAAGAAGAAUGGCUUCACGGGCGGUUCUUCGGCCGGUUGCAUCAGCAGCAUCACAAUGAAGCCUUACGAGUUCCGUGCCUACACGGCCACCAAAUUCUUUGUCGAGACGGCACCCAUGAUAACCGCCUUCAAGCCCGGCCCGUCAGACGGCCAAGGACAGCACGACAGCUCGUUUGACUCGACGUAUGCUGAUGGCAGAUUGGAUAUCCGCUUCGAGUUUUCCGUAGAGAUGAAGGACUGCGAUUCUAUCACCAAUGCCAUUACCAUCCUGACGACGACCAAGGACGGAGAAGGAAACAGCACCUCGGCCAGGAUCACUCAAGUCACUUGCGGAGUCAUUGAUAACCCAACCACGAGGGAUCUUGUCGGUUACAUCCCGUCGCAGUGGUACUGGUCUGCCAAGCUCACGUCUCUGGCCGACGGUAUCCACAAGGUAGUCGUCACGAACGCCCCGGCAAAGAGCGGUUCGGCAACCACGGCUGCCCGCGACGUGUUCCUCUUCCGCUUCGGCAAGCCCAACAACCCUGUCGUCUGGCCGCAGCAGGGUAACUACUCCACUAGCCUGCUCACCGGAACCAAGGACGCAAUGACCAUUACCCACUCGGCCCCGGGAGCGACAAAGUGGCGCUACAGCACCAACUGGGGCUCCUCAUGGAGCACAUGGCAAUCCUACACCGGCGAAAACAGCCAGCUCAUUACUCCCAUGACGUGGCAGGGAACCGCCAAGCAGGAGUGGGAUGGCUUGCACGUCAUGGUUCAGUACCACAGCGCACCGCUCGGUACCUCGUCCAUCAUGCAGCACGGUGACCUCAACUGGGGAACCGCCCGCCGUCUGCCGCACGUCUUCCUCCAUGGUCCUUUUAACAAGUGGGGUUACGACGCCGGUGUGCUCAACACCAUGUCUCUAGCUGGUGCUGGUCUCUGGGAAAAACACUUCUUCUACGAGUGGCCCGCCAACUUCCAGUUCAACAUCUGGGGUAUCAAUCCCGACGGCCAACCCGAUGCCACCUUGAUCUAUGGAGACCUCAACGGCGAUGGUGUCGCUGACCGUAUGCCUCCCAGUUCGCUCGCCGACAACGUCGUCAACGUGACCAGCGCACCGCCCUUGCCGUACUGGUCUUGGAAGAUCCAGCUCGACGAUGCCAAUUGGACCAUCAAGCAGGUACCCCAGGGACACAUCGCAGUCCAGAUUAUUCUCAUGUUCCUGCUGGCUACCGGCUCGGUCAUCAUGGCGGCUGUGUCGGGAUGGAUCUACGUGGCAGGUUUCUACAAGGUCAAGGUCAACAAGUCUGGUUUCAGCAAGAAGAAGGGUUUCCCCCUGAAGCUCAACCUGUCUAGCGUCAACCUCAUGUCCUCCAAGGAGAAAGAAAAGAGCAUGGGUAUGGAGAUGGCUACCGUUACUCCCUCCCCCAUGGUAUCCCUCACCCCGGCACCCGGUGGAGCUGCGGCUGCUACUGGCAAGGACGGCAAGCGCCGCAAGGUUCUCAUCGCCACCAUGGAGUACAACAUUGACGACUGGAAGAUCUCCAUCAAGAUUGGUGGUCUUGGUGUCAUGGCCAAGCUCAUGAGCACUGCUCUCCCUCACUGUGAUAUCAUCUGGGUUGUUCCUGUCGUCGGAGACGUCGAUUACCCUGUCGACACGCCCGCCGAGUCCAUGUUUGUCAACAUUAUGGGUUCAUCCUACGAGGUCCAGGUUCAGUACCACUACUACGAGAACAUCACAUAUGUCAUUCUGGACGCCCCCAUCUUCCGCGCCCAGACCAAGGCCGACCCGUACAUUGCUCGCAUGGACGACAUUGAGAGUGGUAUCCUUUACGCCGCCUGGAACAGCUGUAUCGCCGAGUCAAUCCGCCGCUUCAAUCCCGACAUCUACCACAUCAACGACUACCACGGAGCUGCCGCCCCGCUAUACCUCCUUCCUCAGACCAUCCCCGUCUGUCUCUCGCUUCACAACGCCGAGUUCCAGGGUCUCUGGCCCAUGAGAACCCCCGAGGAGAGCAAGGAGGUCUGCGAGGUUUUCGGUCUGGCCCCUGAGAUCGUCACGCAGUACGUCCAGUACGGUGCCGUCUUCAACCUGCUCCACGCCGGUGCCAGCUACCUCCGUCUGCACCAGCGUGGUUUCGGCGCCGUCGGUGUGUCCAAGAAGUACGGUGACCGUUCGUUGGCCCGUUACCCCAUUUUCUGGAGUUUGAAGAACAUCGGUCAGCUUCCCAACCCCGACCCCUCUGACAGGGAUGACUGGGACCCGUCUCAAGAGGCCGAGCAGCAGCAACCCGAGGACAUCGAGAUCGACGAGGAGGCCGAGUCCAAGCGUGGUGACCUCAGGCGGCAGGCUCAAGAGUGGGCUGGCCUCAACGUCGACCCUGACGCGGAUUUGUUCGUGUUUGUCGGUCGUUGGUCGCUGCAAAAGGGUGUCGAUCUGAUUGCCGACAUCUUCCCCAGCGUGCUCGAGAAGUACCCCAAGACCCAACUGAUCGCCAUCGGUCCCGUCAUCGACCUGUACGGUAAAUUCGCUGCACUCAAGCUGGAGAAGCUCAUGCAAAAGUACCCCGGUCGUGUCUUCAGCAAGCCCGAGUUCACUUCUCUGCCCCCUUAUAUCUUCUCCGGUGCCGAAUUCGCCUUGAUCCCCUCGCGUGACGAGCCUUUCGGUCUCGUCGCCGUCGAGUUCGGUAGGAAGGGAGCUCUGGGUGUCGGUGCCAGGGUCGGUGGUCUCGGACAGAUGCCCGGUUUCUGGUACACGGUCGAGUCUACCAGCCCUCAACACUUGCUCUACCAGUUUGAGCACGCCAUCACCUCGGCCCUCAAGUGUAAGACCAAGAAGCGAGCCCAGAUGCGCGCGUGGUCGGCCAAGCAACGUUUCCCCGUCGCCCAGUGGCGCAUGCAGAUCGACUCGCUCUACGACCAGUCCAUCCGUAUCCACAACAAGGAGGCCGCCAGGAAGAAGACGGGACACCGUAGUGCUCUCUUCUCCCUGAGCCCCUCGGCCGCGAGCCCAACUCCCAACACCCGCCUCAUGGGCAGCGCUAGCCCGCUGUCCCCCAUCCCCGGCAGCUCCGCUGGGCCACCAUCACCUGGAGGCGAUGCUUCAAGAACGAGGUCGCUGAUAGGCCCGUCACCGGCAAGCCCUGGCCUCAUGUCUCCCUAUGGCGCCCCUGACGACACCCCCAGGCUCAGCGCCCCUCGCUUCCCCUGGACCGACCUCCCCACCAACAACCGAGACUCUACAAUCUCCGUCAUGACUACAGACAGCACUGGCUUCCGGGCCCAGUCCGAGGGCGCAGAAGGCGAAAUUCUCGGGUUGCCGACGCCGCCACCCAAGAGCUUCUACCAGCAGUCGCGCAACAGCUCUAUGCUGUCGCUCAAGGACGUCGUCGGUGAGCGCCACGACUUCAAGCUGCAAAAGGUAGACCAGAACUUUACAGACAGCAACGAGGAGUUCUACUAUGAGUUCAGCCAAAUGCUGGAUGAGAGCCUGACGGCCAAGAACUCGACCACCGAGAUGUGUAUCGAGACCUUUAUCAAGAAGAGCGAGAAGGAGUGGUUUGCCAGGUAUCGCAACGCCAAGCUGGGUAUCUCACGGGAUGCCAGCAGGUCUCGUCCUGGUUCGCCGAGUGGAAGCCGGCCUCAGUCGAGGGGUGGUGACAGCCGCAACACGAGCGUCGUCAGCCGUGGUAGAGCCCGUCAUCGCAGCGCAUCAAGGAGUGGUCUGCACAUUGUUGACAACUCUGACGAGAGCCAGACCUCCCCUUGGACAGAUGAUGAGUUUUUGCUCGGUGACGGAUACAAGGCGCCGACUGGUCUUAAGAAGUUCCUCUCCCGCCGCAUCGGCGACUGGCCCAUCUACUCCUUGUUCCUCGUUUUCGGCCAAAUCAUCUCCAUCAACUCUUACCAGAUCGUCCUUCUCACUGGCGAGACAUCGCAAGAACCCACCAAGCUCUACACGACAGCAGGAACAUACUGCGGCACCUCGAUCAUAUGGUUCUUCAUGUCGCGCUACUUCAAGAGCGUCUAUACCCUUUCCAUCCCCUGGUUCUUCUUCGGCCUCGCCUUCCUCUGCCUGGGUGUCGCCCCCUACAUCUCCGACUGGAGCGUCAGGGGUCCUCUCCAGGACGCCGCCACCGCCUUUUACGCCGCAGGAGCCAGCCACGGUGCCAUCGCUUUCGCUCUCAACUUUGGUGACGAAGGUGGUGCCCCGACCAGACAAUGGGUCACUCGUGCCUUGGUCGUCACCGGUUUCGCACAGGUCUACUCCCUCGGCCUCUGGUACUGGGGUACUCUGGUGGCCAACGGCUCGUACUCCGUCUCGGGCUUCGUCGGUGCCAGCUCGCUUCCCCGCGCAGUCGUCAUCUGCGUCCCCGUCUGCAUCAUCCUCUGGGCCAUCGGCAUCAUCGUAUACCUUGGCCUCCCCGACUUCUACCGCCAGUCUCCCGACACCAUCCCCGGCUUCUACAUCUCGCUGGCCCGCCGCAAGAUCGUCCCGUGCUUCUUCGCCAUGGUCAUCAUCCAAAACUACUGGCUGUCGGCACCGUACGGCCGCAACUGGGCCUUCCUCUUCUCGUCUCAGUUCAUCCCCGGGUGGGGCGUCGUCCUCCUCGCCAUCUUCUUCCUCCUGGGUUUGUGGUCCGUCAUCCUCUACGCCCUCAGCCGCCUCGCCGACGAGCACACCUGGCUCCUCCCCAUGCUCGCCAUCGGCCUCUGCGCCCCCCGCUGGGCCCAGAUGCUGUGGGGCGUUUCGGGCAUGGGCAUGUACAUCCCCUGGAUCGGCAACCCCAUCGCGGGCGCCAUCAUCUCGCGCUGCCUGUGGCUGUGGCUCGGCCUGCUCGACAACAUCCAGGGUGUGGGUUUCGGCAUGAUGCUGCUCGCCACCCUGACCCGCACUCACGUCCUCGCCGUCCUGAUGGGUGGACAGGUGCUCGGUUCGGCCUUUACCAUGCUCGCCCGUGCCACCAGCCCCAACCGUCUGAUCCCGACCGUCACCUUCCCGGACUUUAGCGAGGGAAUCGGGGCCGGACUGUCGCAGCCCUGGUUCUGGGCCUGCUUGGGAUUCCAGCUUCUUAUUCCGUUGGCGUUCUCCAAGGUGUUCAGGAAGGAGCAAGUUUCAAAGCCAUAAUUCUUUUUAAAAAAAGAAAGGUUUUGGGGAGAGGAAUCGAAGGGGGGUAUAUAUGUAUUCUGGGAGGUUUCUACUAUACGCCGCAAUGUGUUACGAUGGCCAAACAAGGGUUUUUUGUUUUUUUUUUUCUUUUUUUCUUUGAUUUGUUUCUAGGCAUCAUCACUGGUAUAAAAUAGAUCUUGUAAAGUCUUUUUAUUUUGUUUUCAUUUUUUUCAUUUGGGUUGUCUAUAAUAAAAUGUUCG